AUGGUUAAAGCUGCUGAACGUCUGCCGCGUCUUGGAGGCGACACUUUGACCUGCAAAAACAAAUCGCCCUCAAGCGUAGCCAAGAACCUUUCAUUCAUUCUAAACUUGGUCACCAUAAUCACCAUUGCAUAUCUUUAUUUCCACUCCUCCAGUGGCGACAGUCCAGCCGUGAAUGAGCCACCGGUAUUUAACCCAUAUUCGAAGAAAAAUGUCAUCAUGAUGGUGACAGACGGCAUGGGGCCUGCAAGCAUGUCAGCCGCCAGAUCAUUCCGCCAAUUCAGAGACAAGUUGCCCAUCAAUGAUGUGUUGACAUUGGACAAAUUCUUGAUUGGUAGUUCACGCACGAGAUCUUCGAGCUCGUUGGUGACUGACUCGGCGGCUGGUGCAACUGCAUUCUCGUGCGCUUUAAAGUCAUACAACGGCGCUGUUGGAGUUGACCCUCAAAAGAGACCAUGCGGAACUAUUCUUGAAGCGUUGAAAUUGCAAGGCUAUUUCACUGGUUUGGUCGUCACUACUCGAAUCACCGAUGCUACUCCAGCGGCGUUUUCCUCGCAUGUCGAUUACAGAUUCCAGGAGGAUUUGAUUGCCGAGCACCAGAUUGGUGAAUAUCCAUUUGGAAGAGCUGUGGAUUUGAUCUUAGGUGGCGGUAGAUGCUAUUUCUUGCCUACAUCAGUCCCUGGCGGCCGUAGAGCCGACACAAGAAACCUUGUUGAAGAAACUCAAAAUAAUGGAUGGUCGUAUGUUGGCAACAGAGCCGAGUUUGACGCGUUGGAUGGCGGCAAAAAUGUCACUUUGCCGCUUUUGGGAUUAUUAGCUGAUACCGAUAUCCCCUACGACUUGGACCGAGACGCGUCGGAGUAUCCGUCCUUGGCCGAACAAGUCAAAGUUGCCUUGACUGCGUUGUCUGAAGCCACCAAGGACUCGGAACAAGGGUUCUUCUUGUUGAUAGAAGGCUCUAGAAUUGACCACGCCGGCCACCACAAUGACCCCGCGGCACAAGUAAGAGAGGUGUUGGCCUAUGACAAGGCUUUUGAAGAAGUGGUCAAGUUUAUUGACUCUUCGGAUGUGGAAACCGUUGCUAUUUCCACAAGCGACCACGAGACCGGAGGAAUGGUCACUGCUAGACAAGUGACCGAAGCAUACCCAGACUACUUGUGGUAUCCCGAAGUAUUGUUGAACACGUCAAAGUCUGGUGAAUACUUGUCGAAAACAAUUUACAACUAUAAGGAUAAGAAAACAGGAGGCAAAUUUGAAAAAUUCAUUAGGGAACUGAUUCUUGAAAACGAAAUGGGCAUCAAGUCGGCUAGCGAUGAUAUCGUGGAGAGUCUCAUUUCAAAGGCUUCGGACCCAAACUCUUUGUUAUACGUGUUGAACAAUAUUACUUCAUUCAAUGCUCAAAUUGGAUGGACCACUCACGGCCACUCUGCCGUUGAUGUCAACAUUUACGCACACACAAACUCGGACUCGAUUUUGCAAAGAUUGAAAUCCAAAUCCAGAGGCUUAUAUGGUAACCACGAAAACAUCGAAAUUGGAGCUUUCAUGGAAGAGUUGACUGGCUCGGAUUUGAACCAAAUCACUGACAUGAUUAAAAAGACUAAGCAUUCGCCGGGAAAGAAGGAUGUUUUCGUUGACGAUAUGCAUGCAAAUGCCUUGGCUCAGUAA
Molecule: messenger RNA, 1662 nt
Organism: Lodderomyces beijingensis
Lineage: Eukaryota; Fungi; Ascomycota; Pichiomycetes; Serinales; Debaryomycetaceae
Source: the annotation of a GenBank genome assembly